This is a messenger RNA of Setaria italica (foxtail millet), 2097 nucleotides long. RefSeq names its product protein JINGUBANG. The transcript has a single exon. Lineage: Eukaryota; Viridiplantae; Streptophyta; Magnoliopsida; Poales; Poaceae. Gene Ontology annotation, molecular function: protein binding. The record is from RefSeq and is a predicted model, not a curated record. Bases 143 to 1633 code for a protein of 496 amino acids.
AGCUAACCCGUUGGAAAAAUCAUCACAGAAUCGCAAGCGCAGCUCACAAGACAGACGACCUCGCUUCUUCUCUUCUCCCUGCCGGCAGCCUCUCCUAUUCUUCUUGCUUCGACUGUUCCUGCGACUCCAGACUGCCGCGGCCAUGGGGAACCACAAGAAGCUGCUGCAGUUCCUGCGCCCGGACCCGGCGGUCGCGGCGGCGCCCAAGCCGCCGCCGCCGUCGUCGUCCGAUGACGAUGACGACGACUACGCGUGCUCCACGCCGACCACCCCGACCACCGGCGCCACCACGCCCACGACCGCGACGACCAACUCCGCGCCCUCGUCGCCGUUCGCCAUGUCCCCCUGGACGCAGCUCCCGGGGCUCGGCUUCGGCGCCGGCGAUGGCGACCACCACGGCGCCGCCGGCGACACAACCAGGACCGGGCUCCUCGGCUCGCUCGUCAAGGCGGACGGCCACGUGUACUCGCUCGCCGCGGCGGGGGACCUCCUGUACACGGGCACGGACUCCCGCAACGUCCGGGUCUGGCGCGACCGCCGCGAGCUGGGCGGGUUCCGCUCCUCCAGCGGCCUCGUCAAGGCCAUCGUCGUCGCCGCCGACGGCCGGAUCUACACGGGCCACCAGGACGGCAAGGUCCGCGUGUGGCGGCGGGCCUCCUCGCCGCCGGAGGACCCCGCGGCCGCCGCGCACCACCGCCGCGUGGGGUCCCUCCCGCGGCUCCGCGACGUCCUCACAAGCUCCCUCCUCCCGUCCCAGUACGUCGAGACGCGCCGGCGCCGCGCGGCGCUCUGGAUGCGGCACUUCGACGCCGUCUCGUCGCUCUGCAUCGACGCCGCGGCGGGGCUCAUCUACUCGGGCUCCUGGGACCGGACCUUCAAGGUGUGGCGGGUCUCCGACUCCAAGUGCCUGGAGUCGGUGAUCGCCCACAGCGACGCCGUGAACGCGGUGGCGGCGGCGGGGUUCGACGCGCUGGUCUUCACGGGAUCCGCCGACGGCACGGUCAAGGUGUGGCGGCGGGGGAGCCGGGGGAGGAAGGGCCGCGACACGUGGCACGCCAUGGAGCGAGUGCUGCGGGAGGGGGACAGCGCGGUGACGGCCAUCGCCGUGUCCGUCGAGGCGCGCGUCGUGUACGUCGGGUCGUCGGACGGCGCCGUCACGCACUGGCAGUGGCGGCGCGGGGCAGCCCCCGGGGCCGCCCCGCGGAACGGCGGCGCGCUGCGGGGCCACAAGAUGGCCGUGCUGUGCCUCGCCGUGGCCGGCCGCGUCGUCGUCAGCGGCUCCGCCGACCGGACCAUCUCCGUGUGGCGCCGCGAGGAGGGCGCCGACCACGCGCGCCUCGCCGUGCUCAGGGGACACACGGGCCCCGUCAAGUGCGUCGCCAUGGACGAGGAGGAGGAGGAGGACGGCGCCGCGGGCGCGCCCCGCCGGUGGGUCGUGUACAGCGGCAGCCUCGACGGAUCCGUCAAGGUGUGGCGCGUGUCGGAAUCGGACGGCGGCGCGCACGAGGACGCGAUGACCCCCGCGCGGACGCCGGCCGCCGCGCGCGCGUGGAAGGGCGCCUCGCCGUCGCCGCUGCGCGCGUGGACGCCGUACGCGGCGACGCCGGAGCCGAAGCACAUGGGCGCGGCGUGAAGCGACGACAAAAUGCCGCCGCUCGCGGCGCGGCACCGGGCGUGCGCACCGGAGUAGAAUAGGCUAGGAAGGCUGGCUGUAGGUACACGAGGGUGUACGUACGUAGAAAUCGAUUUUUCAUACGCCGUAUCUACGUAUAUGGCGCAGCGUGUAUUUUUUUUAUAAUCUGGUUGGUAGUAUUUCUCCAGCUGGUGGGACCGUGACGUGGACGCCUUGGCGUGUGUGGUCGCGAUUUGGUCGGUGACUACCAGCGCGGCCCGUGGGCCCGGAGGAGGAAGGUGUGAGAAGGGGUGGAAGCUCCCAAGCAACCCUGCUGGCGCGGAACAAGUUGGGAACUUGGGAGAUGUGAACGUUUUUUGUGUGGUUUUUGACCUUUUUUCUUCCGUUUGCGAGAAAAAGAUGUACAGAUUGUUUUUGCUUGCGAGCAAAGGAAAGAUGGAAAAAUGGUGGUUGUUUUGCUCUCA